Scleropages formosus (Asian bonytongue) is the source of this 1834-nucleotide messenger RNA. It is a transcript of the gene acaa1, whose product is annotated as acetyl-CoA acyltransferase 1. Bases 142 to 1404 code for a protein of 420 amino acids. The record is from RefSeq and is a predicted model, not a curated record. Gene Ontology annotation, biological process: phenylacetate catabolic process; fatty acid beta-oxidation. Gene Ontology annotation, cellular component: peroxisome. Gene Ontology annotation, molecular function: acetyl-CoA C-acyltransferase activity. The transcript has 12 exons. NCBI's taxonomy places the organism in Eukaryota, Metazoa, Chordata, Actinopteri, Osteoglossiformes, Osteoglossidae.
CUUCUACUUGCGAAGUGAAGUCAGGUCAUAGUUCAGCGCACGGAGCGGCGGCGCAGUAACAGGUGGCGCGUCUGCAACUAACAGAUUGAGUUUUGCAGCAUUGAGUCUAAGAGUGUGCAACUAAGUGUGAAGUGAGUAAAAAUGCACAGAGUGCAGGCUGUGUUUAGACACAUCUCUCCAGAAAAGGCUCCGGCGGUGCGAAAGGAAUACGGAGCUUCGGCGGCGGUCGCUCAGAACGACAUAGUGGUCGUUCACGGCUUGAGGACAGCGAUCGGGAAAGCGAAAAGGGGCUCAUUCAAGGACACCACUCCAGAUGAGCUGCUGUCUGCAGUUAUGACAGCUGUGUUGCAGGAUGUGGGACUUCCACCUGACAGGCUGGGGGACAUUUGUGUCGGUAAUGUUCUACAGCCUGGGGCAGGGGCUGUCAUGGCCAGAGUAGCUCACUUUCUCAGUGGCUUCCCAGAGUCCAUACCUGUCUACACAGUAAAUAGAAUGUGUUCUUCUGGCCUACAGGCUCUCUUUAACAUAGCGGGUGGCAUCAGGAAUGGAUCGUAUGACUUGGGUCUUGCAUGUGGAGUGGAAAGCAUGACUUUUCGAUCUGCGGGAAACCCUGGUGACAUCAGCUCCAAGCUAAUGGAUAACGUCAAGGCCCAAGACUGUUUAAUUCCAAUGGGUAUCACCUCAGAAAAUGUGGUUGAGAGAUAUGGUAUUUCACGAGAGAAGCAAGAUGUCUUUGCUGUGAGCUCUCAACAGAAAGCAGCGAGGGCUCAGCAGCGAGGUGUGUUUGAUCAAGAGAUCACUCCAGUUACAACUAAGUUUUUUGACGCGGAUGGAACAGAGCAUGCUGUCACCAUCACCAAUGAUGAUGGGAUUCGACCUGACACUAAACUGGAGGUGCUGGCCAAACUCCAACCAGCCUUCAAACAAAAUGGGAGCACUACAGCAGGCAAUUCUAGCCAGGUUAGCGAUGGGGCUGCUGCUGUGCUGGUGGGUCGGCGAGCUACAGUAGAGCUGCUUAAGCUACCCGUGCUGGGAAUUCUGAGAGCGAGUGCAGUGGUGGGUGUGCCCCCAGAUGUCAUGGGCAUUGGUCCAGCAUAUGCCAUCCCAGCAGCACUGCAAAGUGCUGGACUCUCUGUGGCUGACAUUGAUGUGUUUGAAAUCAAUGAGGCCUUUGCAAGCCAGGCUGUUUACUGUGUGGAGAAACUGAGCAUUCCUCCAGAGAAAGUGAACCCAAAUGGUGGAGCCAUUGCCCUUGGGCACCCGCUAGGCUGCACCGGAGCCCGCCAGGUGGUCACCCUGUUGAAUGAGCUGAAGCGCAGGGGCAGGCAAGCAUAUGGCGUGGUAUCAAUGUGCAUCGGAACAGGAAUGGGUGCAGCUGCAGUGUUUGAGUAUCUAGGCAACUAGUCCAGCUAUGGAAAAAACAUUGGAAGCUCUUAACAUAAUCUUUUAAGCGGGAAGCUGUCCCGCUUUAAUUUUUACCUACAUGACUAGAUGUUUGAUCAUUAGUAAAGAUUAUGUGCUAUCAAUAAUUAAGUUCUCACUGUUUUUCUUGCGCCAUUUAAAUGAUGUAAGUGAUCUGUUAAAAUCCCUAAGUUUAAUAAGGAAUUAUGCAUUUUUUUAAAUUUUGCUCAAUACAGCAUAAUUGACACAAAGUAUCUGGUGUCUUCUGACCCUUCUCAAAUGUUGUAAUGAGUUUUAUUACUAAUUACAAGUGAAGGUGAUCAACUUAAGUUAUCUCUGUACAAGUAUAGUCGUUUACAUAUAUUGCCAUAAAUGGAAAAUACAGCUGGGUGGCACGGUGGUGCAGCAAGUAGAGAUGCUGCCACUAAGCACC